UCUCACAAACACUUUACCAGACUAUAAGAGCUCCCCAACUUUUUCCUUUCAAACUAAAUUAAAGUUGCUUGGAAUCCCGGAUACCUAGUUAUUUCCUCCAGAAUAAGCAACGCACGCUUGGAAUUGUAUUUCACCCUCAUGAGGGAAUAGCGUCUUUAUUCGCAGGCGCUUUCAGCAGACUUGAACGAGAUGCCCGAAGAGCCCGCGCGAGACUCCUCCAGCUCCCCCGUGUCUCCUGCGGAUAGCCUCAGCAACAGCGACGGAGAGGCCGACAGGCCACCGAAGAGGUGCGGAAGGAAAAGACGGUCGAGUAGAAAAAACGGGGAGGAUUCCGAUAGCUCGACCCUUGGGAAAAGGGGGAAAAAGUCUAGCAACAGCAGCAACAGCCCUCAGUCUUUCGAGGAGCUGCAGACGCAGCGCGUGAUGGCGAACGUGCGCGAGCGGCAGAGGACGCAGUCGCUCAACGAUGCGUUUGCGGCGCUGCGCAAAAUCAUCCCCACUUUACCCUCCGACAAACUGAGCAAAAUACAGACGCUAAAACUCGCCGCCAGGUACAUCCAAUACUUCACUCGUACUGCGUCGAAGACGCAUAUGGGGAAAAACCCCCUUCUACUCCUUAUCGGAAUGGAUGAGCGUUUGAGCUACGCGUUCUCGGUUUGGAGGAUGGAGGGGGCUUGGUCCAUGUCUGCAUCUCACUAGUGUGCAGGGAAACUUUUUGUUUGUUUGUUUUCAGAUGGUGAAAGCCACGAGCUGGAAAAACACGGGGACCAAUGCGCCGACACAAUGCUAGAUUCCUUUAUAAUCUUGGGGAAAACUGCAAAUGUUCCAAAAGAGGUCAUGGCUAUUAUCGGGAGAAGGCCACGGACAGGGAAUUGUUGCGCGUGCGCUGCAUACGGACUUCCUCGAGAGAGUUGUUAUUGACGACGAAUGUUGGAAAUGUGUGCAUAUGCAUGUCUUUUAUUUUUGUUACUUUUUUUUCAAGACUCAGCUGUGCAUAGCUUUCUUGGAGAAAGUGAAAUUGCAUCGCAAGGACUGUCGGUGAGAAGAUGGGGAAUGAUGCCUCUAGUUCGAAUCCUGUGCAAAAUACAAAGUUUUAGUACAAUUCUAUUUAUUUAUUGAUGACACACUUUUUGAAAUGAAGGCAAAUGUAUCCUGUGUCGAAAUGCAUUCUUAUUUUUUGUUACUUUUGUAAAUAAAUGUGUAUUUCUGUAAUAAAGAUGAAGAACUUUUAAGAAAUAUUUUACGUUAGUAUCAAAAUUAAUUCACUUCAUUCGUGUGGCCGAUUUAGGAAUACGAAGUAAACUAUUAGAAGAAACUUGGUUUCGCCUUAUUAUGACGAAUGAUUUUAAUAGUUUUAUCUAAAAAACGAGUUGGUUGACAUAUAGGCCAAAAGUUUAGAGACGAAAAUACGUUCAAUGAAAUUGAAAAAUGAAAAGAAAGGAAAAAAUAAUCAAGGCA
Molecule: messenger RNA, 1458 nt
Organism: Cyprinus carpio (common carp)
Lineage: Eukaryota; Metazoa; Chordata; Actinopteri; Cypriniformes; Cyprinidae
Product: twist-related protein-like
Biological process (GO): regulation of transcription by RNA polymerase II; developmental process
Molecular function (GO): DNA-binding transcription factor activity, RNA polymerase II-specific; protein dimerization activity; RNA polymerase II transcription regulatory region sequence-specific DNA binding
Source: RefSeq, a predicted model, not a curated record